Messenger RNA from Cryptosporidium ubiquitum, 4245 nucleotides. RefSeq lists its product as uncharacterized. The transcript has a single exon. NCBI's taxonomy places the organism in Eukaryota, Apicomplexa, Conoidasida, Eucoccidiorida, Cryptosporidiidae. Gene Ontology annotation, cellular component: endoplasmic reticulum membrane. The coding region runs from base 1 to 4245 and encodes 1414 amino acids. The record is from RefSeq and is a predicted model, not a curated record. Gene Ontology annotation, biological process: intracellular calcium ion homeostasis. Gene Ontology annotation, molecular function: P-type ion transporter activity; ATP hydrolysis activity; ATP binding.
AUGUCAAAAUACACCUUUACCGAAUAUAAAAAACUGAAUAUCAUUUUCAGGUUGGAUGUUUUCCCAUUCAUUACCAUAUACUUAGCUCUGAUUUCAAUCCUAAUUGGAGAAAUCUUCAAAUUAAGUGAGAAAAUUUCCUAUAAAGAUAUUUUUGAUUCAUUCAUUUAUUUAGUGAAUUUUAUUCAAAAUAUUAAUAGUUUGAAUACAACAGUAGUGGUACCAAAUGAACAAGUUUUAAAUAAUUCAGAAUUGGACGAUAUGAAUAUAAGCGAGGAAUUACAACUUAUUAUUGAUAAUGUUCCAAUUAGAUAUUUGAUUGCACUAUUUGUCACAAUUUUGAUUAACUUAUUAACUUUUCUUAUGACUCAAUGGAAUUUAAACUUUAAAAGUAUUAUUUCUUUCAACAAAAUUAAAAAGAAAUCACAUCAAUCUUCAAGCUUGAAUCCAAAAACUACCCAUAUUAUGGUAAAAAGUUCCAAAUACCCAAGUGAACUUUGUCCUUUAAAAUAUUCUACAUGUAUAGAACAUGUUGGAAAACUUAAAGACUUUAAUGCUUUAACAAAAAUUAAAUCAUGUUCUAUUAUAAAUAUGAAUGGAUCUUUUAUAAUGCAAUUAGAUGCAGCUGAUUACUAUAAGUAUAAAUUGGAGCUUGAAAAAAUUCUAUUAAAAAAUAAUAAUCACCAAGCUUUAAAUACUGAUAAGGCCAAUUUAAAUAAAUCAUCCAAUUCUUCUUCAAAUAUACAUUGGAUUAAAUUAAUUAACUUUGAAAAGAAAAUAUUUAUAUAUGAUCAAUCAAAAGAAACUUUUGUUAAAGCUAGUUAUCCUAUUAAUCUCCCAAUUAAAUCAUAUUUUAAUAAAUUUACUCAUGAAGGAGGAUUGAAUAUGAAUCAGAUUAUAUAUCAUAAUAAUAUAUAUGGAAUUAAUAACUAUGAAAUACCCAGAGAAAAAUUUCUUGAUUUAUUUAUUCAACAAAUUAUAUCUCCUUUCUUCUUAUUUCAAAUUUUCUGUAUAUUACUUUGGAUUCUUGAUGAAUAUUGGCAAAUGAGUUUAUUUACUUUAUUUAUGUUAUGUACUUUAGAAGCUCAAAUGGUAUUUAGAAGAUUAAAAGAGUCUGAUGAACUUAGAAAUAUGAGAAGACCAUCAUGUUUUAUUUUUGUAUAUAGGGAGCAUACUUGGAAAUACAUUAAUACUGAUCAUUUAUUACCUGGAGAUAUUAUUGCUAUUUCUUGUUGCAAUAACUCUCAUCCUUCCAAAACUAUUAAUGAAGAAGAAAACAGUCAAGAUGAUGCAACUUCUAUUGCUCCUUGUGAUUUUGUAUUAUUAUCUGGUAGUAUUACUGUUAAUGAAGCAAUGCUUACUGGUGAAUGUACUCCAAAAAUGAAGGUAUCUAUGAAUAUUGAUGAAAAUAAGGAACAAAAUAAAAUUGAUGAAAAAACUUUUUGUAUUGAAGGAUUUAAAAACCAUGUAGUAUUUGCAGGUACCAAUAUAAUUCUUACAAGAUCUUCAGUAGUAACUGAAAAUAAAGAGUUUAAAUCCAUUAUUAAAAAGAUUUCAAGUGAAUAUCAUAGUUAUUCUGCUGAUCAUUUAAAUUCUUAUCAUAAUCAUCAUCAACAAAUUAAUUAUUCAUAUGAAAGUAAUAAUAAGAAUUCUAUAUCUUAUAUUAAAUAUGAUAAUGACAAUAUGAUAUGUAUUGGAUAUGUUCUUCGAACUGGUUUUAAUACUUAUCAGGGAAAACUUAUUAGAACAAUCUCAUCAUCAGCUGAAAAAAUUUCAUCCAACAGCUUUGAAUCACUUAUUUUUUUACUAAUAUUAAUUUUCUGUUCAUUAAUGGCAUCCUCUUAUAUUCUUUAUAAUGGGAUUAAUGAUCCUUCAAGAAAUAAGUUUAAAUUAAUUAUCUCGUGUAUUCAUAUUAUCACCUCAGUAAUUCCACCAGAAUUUCCUAUCACACUUUCAGUAGCUGUUACUAUGGCAGUAGUUCAACUAACUAAAAAAAAGAUUUACUGUACUGAACCAUUUAGAAUUCCAUUUGCUGGGAAGCUUAGAAUCUGUGCUUUUGAUAAAACUGGUACUUUAACUAGUGAUAAAAUGAUUCCACAUGGAUUAUUUGGAAUUAAUUUAUAUAAUAAUGAUGAGGCAUCUUAUAUUACUUUUCAGAAUAAUAGUAGCAAUGAUAAUGAAAAAUUAUCCUCUACUUCUUCUUCUCUUUCACCAGAAUUACCAUAUUUAUCUGAUCUUAUUAUGGGAUGCUGUAAUGGACUUUCUCUAAAUGGUAAAACUCUUGUUGGAGAUCCUAUGGAAAAAUCUAUUAAAAAGAAAUCUUCUUGGAGAAUUCAUCAUUCAUCUGAAAAUAAUUACCAAUGCUUGAAAGACAAUUCAACAUUUUCUAUAAUUAGAAGAUAUCCAUUUUCACCAGAAGAGCAAAGAAUGACUAAUAUUGGAAUUUUACAGGUUUCUUCAGGAAGCCAAGCUUCACCUAUAUCUCGUGCUUUUUCUUCUUCUUCUUCUUCUUCUUCUCAAACAUUCCACUCAAAUCUUUCAAAACCAAAUAAAAAUACUUAUGGAGUAGUAAUAUCCAAAGGUAGUCCAGAAAUGAUGCUUCAAUUCUAUAAAAAAGAUGGAUUCAACCAAAACCUUUAUAAGAAUGUAGUUCAUGAAUGUACUAAAAAAGGUUAUCGUAUAUUAGCACUUGGUUCAAAAUACUGUUCUAUUAAUGAUGUUAAUAAUCAUCAUUUAAAAAGAGAAUUCUUUGAAAGUGAGUUAACAUUUUGUGGUUUUCUUGCAUUAUAUUGUCCAAUCAAGAAACAUUCCAAAUCUGUUAUUGAAGAACUUAACCAAAGUAAACAUCAGUGUAUUAUGAUUACUGGAGAUAAUAUCUUAACAGCUUUCCAUGUUGCAAAAAAUGUAUCCAUAACUAACAAUAAUAAGGAUAUUCUUAUAUUAUCAAAAUCUGAUGAUGAAAUAUCUAAUAAUAUUAAUGAUAAUUAUUUAUGGAAAUAUUCAAAUGGUACUGUAUUUAAAAAAUUUGAUAACAACUUAAAUCAUCUUAUUCAUAUUAAUGAUGAAUUUAAUAUAGGUAUAACUGGUAUAGUUUUUCAAUCUUUUAUUGAAGAUUUUAAAAAAACCAAAAUACUUGAAAAAUUUCUCUUAUUUACAAGAAUAUAUGCAAGAAUGUCUCCAAAAAAUAAGCAAUCUCUUAUUAAUCUUUAUAAUAAUAUGGGUAAAAUGACUUUAAUGUGUGGAGAUGGUACAAAUGAUGUUGGUGCUUUAAAACAUUCUCAUGUUGGUAUUUCUCUUCUUUCAAAUGAAUCAUCUGAUUCUAUUAAAGAUAAUAAUUGCCAAACAAAUAAUAAGAAGAAAAAAUCCAACUUUUUUGAAAUUAAAAAAGAUAUUGAAACCAGAAUUAAACGUGGAGAAAAACUUACCAAAGCUCAAAUCCAACAAGAAAUUAUGAAAGAGUUACAAGGAAUGGAUGAAAUGCCAAAAGUAAAACUUGGAGAUGCUUCUAUUGCUUCACCAUUUACUUAUAAAGGAGAAUCUCCCAAUUGUAUUAUUAAGCUUGUUAGAUAUGGAAGAUCAACUUUAAUUACUGUAUUAUUAAUGUAUAAAUUAAUGGGAUUAAAUAGUAUAGUAUCUGCUUUUGCAAUGAGUGUAUUAGCUUAUGAUGGUGUAAAAUUUGGGGAUUUUCAAACUACUGUAGAAUCCAUAUUUAUGAGUGGUUUAUUCUUUUUAGUAUUAAAAAAUAAACCAGCUAAACAACUUGUUCCACAAAAACCACCAAAUAGCAUAUUCAGUCCUAUGGUAUUCCUUUCAUUUAUAUUUCAAGCUCUAAUUCACUUAUUUGUAAUUUAUUUUGGAUGGAAGAUUUCACAUUCAUUUAUGCCAUUAGAUUAUUCUAAAAAUAUGGAUGGACCUUUUGAACCAAAUAUUAUCAAUACAACAAUGUAUUAUUUAUAUACAGCUUGUCAUUUAGCUUGUUUUCUUUCAAAUGCUCAAGGUUACCCAUUUACUACUCCAUUAUCGAAAAAUAAAUACCUUAUUUAUAUUUCAGCAUUAAUUAUUUCUUUCUUAAUUACUUCAAUAAUGGGAAUAUUUCCACAUUUAAAUAUUUUAUUUUCAUUAGUAACUUUACAAAACAAAUACCAUCAAUUAACUAUAAUAUUCCUUGUAUUAUUUGACAUCUUUGGUACCUUUUUUAUAAAUCAUAUUUUUAAUCAACUCCAUAUUUAUUUUGAUAAAGGUAUAUAA